Molecule: messenger RNA, 1584 nt
Organism: Leishmania braziliensis MHOM/BR/75/M2904
Lineage: Eukaryota; Euglenozoa; Kinetoplastea; Trypanosomatida; Trypanosomatidae
Exons: 1
Coding region: 1-1584 (527 amino acids)
Source: RefSeq, a predicted model, not a curated record
AUGGAAGCCGUAAGCGCCACCACUCGUGACGGCAACGAGACAAGCUGGUCAGUUCUCAGCGUUCUACACGUGUUUCAUCUGGCCCAUGUCGCUCUCACGGUCGAUGCUGAUUCCUCUUCAUGCGUAGAGGAGAUGAGUACUGCAGAGUUGGCGGCCUGCGUUCGUCGCUUGCUUUGUAUGGGGCAGUCGCACAGCUCAAGUGUUGAUUCCCCCGCUCCCAAGCAGGAGGUAUCGGCGCCAUACGUGGCCCGGGCACUUCUUCUGCGACUGCACAGGCUUGUGGAGGCGCACGAGCGCUUCUUGGCGUGGAUGCGUACGCGCCCAAUGGUGGCGGUUACAGGGACGCCAGAUGACGCGGCAGCUGAGGACGCCUUUUUGGCAGAUGCAGCGGCCUUUCUUCACACCUUGCCGCCGCCCGAUGUACUCCAGGCAUCCGCACCUUCGCCACCGAAGACAGAGCGACGCGAGGCAUCAAGGCGGUCUUCGUACGCUCAGUUGCUCAGCGCUAAUCUGUACGCCAUCAGCACCUUCGUGGAUGUUAUGGUGGUCGCCCCGCCAGGUAAGUCGCCUCGCACACUCACCUUCUCAUCGCCGACGCUUCGCCGCGAGCUCCGUUCCCUUCCUCAGCCAAUAGAGGCGGCUGCCUUGUCGCUGCUCUACUACCUGAUAACAUUGACAGUGGAUGUAGUGGAGAGCAGCGUGCUGUGCUGCUGCCGGGUAGCAGGGUUUCACUUCGCGUACGAGGACGAAGGGAGUCUGGUGCGUUUCGCGCAGAUGUCCGUCGGCUUCCCCGCCGCGACGACGUCUGCUGUCCAACUCUCUGCUUCACCUUCAUCUUGCACCGAUGUUUCAUCUCUCCAUGCCCUGUUGUACCCAGUUCUUCAGCAAGAGGGCUCGCACUUGUUGGAGCGCCUCCUACGGUGUGAGCAACGUGAGGCUCAAUGCCUGGGCAAGACGGCUGACGCGGACCGGAUACAUCGUCGACUGCUCGCGCGACACGUGUUGCGCCGGCUCGGGCAUCUCUUUUUUCACCCUCUGCGCGCUGAUCGUACAAGCGCCGGCAUGACGAGUCACACCACCGCUGUGGCCGCAAGCGACCGCACUGACGCGGCGAUCGUCACCUGGAUGGCUGAGCAGCUGCAGCGUAUGCUUUACUUGAGCAGCCCCACGGCGGAACGUGAAAGGUCAGACGACACUUCCCAAGGCUUUUCCGCUGCGUUGGCAGGCAAGGAAUAUCGACCGUGCCGCUUCGAGGCUGAGUCUCUUGCUGAGUUACUUCGCUUGCUUAUUGCUCAGAUUGAUGCUGACUCUUCACCAUUGCCGUCAGGCGGAGCAUACGUGUGCGGCUGCUCCAACGAUUCCAUCUGCAGCAGUACUGGCAGCACCGUACGACCCACUUCCUCUACGGCAGAGGGUGUUAUAGACUUGCCAAGGAUGCUAGAAUAUCUGGUACUUUUGUCUCCAGUUAUCGAGGCCGCGCCGGCGCCGGGUAGCGGCGCUCUCGCUCGCUUUCCAGAACGAGAGGCAUUGAUGAAAGCACGCGAGUGCGUAGUGCGCUUUUCGCUGCAUGCUAGCCCCCAGUGA